AUGUCUACGCGGGCCGCCGCCCUCGUCGUUUUGGCGGGAUUUGCAACCCUGGUUUCCGGAUAUCAGUCUGCCGGUGAAGGUGACCAGUUUGAAUCCCGCGGAUACAUAAUAGAAUUCUCCGAGAGCCAUGGCCUCGAUGCCAGAGACGAGAUUCUCUCCUCACUCCCGGACCUCAACGUCACCAAGACCUUUGCAUCGGCAGUCUUUACGGGCGCCAGCGUCGAAGCGACGCUGCAGGACAUUGACGCGCUGCGCUUGAGGCCGGGCAUAUCCAACGUCUGGCACAACGAGGAGGUGCAUCUGCUCGCGCCCGUGGUCGGGCCGCGCCAGGCCGCAGCGGCGCCCAACGAGACCGCGCACGCCGUGCACUGGGCCACGGGCGUGGAGCAGCUGCACGCCCAGGGCGUGCUGGGGGAGGGCGUCAAGGUCGGGGUGGUCGACACGGGCGUCCAGUACACGCACGUGGCGCUGGGGGGCGGCCUCGGCCCCGGCUUCAAGGUGGCCGGGGGUUGGGACUUUGUCGGCGACGGCGGGUGGCCAGCCGCGGGAGCGCCCAAGGCUCCGGACGCCGACCCCAUGGACCACCAAGGCCACGGGACGCACGUGGCCGGCAUCCUGCUCGGCGAGGCGGCGUCCGGGUGGAGGGGCGUGGCGCCGCGGGCCACGAUGCACUCGUACAAGGUGUUUGGGCGCAGCAGCGGCUCGACCACGACCGAGACCAUCAUCGACGCCUUCCUCAGGGCCUACGACGACGGCAUGGACGUCAUCACGGCCAGCAUCGGCGGCCGGGGAGGGUUUGCCGAGAACGCGUGGGCGGUGGUGGCCGACAGGAUCGCCGCCGAGGGCGUCGUGGUGACCAUCGGCGCCGGGAACAGCGGAGAAGGCGGCCCGUACUACGCCAGCAGCGGCAGCUCGGGACAGCACGUGCUGGCCGUGGCGUCGGCCGAGGUGAAGAAGGGCACGGCAGCGGCAGGGGCAGACAAGAUCCAGCCGAGCUACUUCACGAGCUGGGGUGGGCUGUACGACCUCUCGGUCAAGCCCGACAUCGCCGCCCCGGGAACGGACAUCUACAGCACCUACAUCGGCGACGGCAACGACGUGUUUUCGCUGCUGAGCGGCACCUCGAUGGCGACUCCGUACGUCGCCGGCGUUGCCGCCCUCUACAUUAGCGCCAACGGCGGGAGGAGCAUCCACGGGAAGGGCUUCGCCAAGCAGCUCGCCAUGGACAUCAUGGCCACGGGCAGCCCGUUGCCGUGGCUGCGCUACUCGGACCGGACGGCCGUCCCGUCCUCGACCGCUCCGGUGCACCAAGUCGGCGGAGGCCUGGUGAACGCCACGGCAGCGAUCAGGUCCAAGAUGCAGCUGGAGCUGAAGCGCUUUGCUCUGAACGACACGCUUCACUUCCGGGGCACGCAGGUGCUCAGGCUCACCAACAGAGGGGCGACCGCCGAGUCGUACACGUUUGGCCACGAGGACUGGGCGGGCUUCGACAUGCUGCUGGUGAACCCUGCAGACACGGCCGAGACGCCGAGGAUCAGGUCCGGGCGCGAGAUGGAGCCUUUGCAACUGUCGCCGGGCGUCCGGGUGCCCGGCGCGGUUGAGCUGCAGCCCGGCCAGAGCACCGACGUUGAGUUUUCCUUCACCCUUCCGCAGGUCGCCGACGAGACGACCCUCCCGGUGUACAGCGGGAGGGUCACGGUCAAGGCCGGUGGCGGCGAAUCUGCCGCCGUCGUGUAUCAAGGAUUGGCAUUCAACCUCGGGGAGCAGAUGCGCAACCCCUACGCCGGGACGUAUCCAUGGCUGAGAUCGACGCUUGCCUACAGCAACAAGACGACGUAUGUAAAAGAAAAAGACUCCAUGAACACGGCUGACCCCAAAGCUGCUCCCAGAUUCUCCUUCAACCUGAGCGCCGCGGCGCAGGACUUUCCCAAGAUUUUCAUGAAGCUCAAAUGGGGCACCAGAGAAGUGCGCUGGGAUCCGGUCGACACCGCGCGCCCGCUAAUUGGCGCCCUUCCUGGGGCCAGCGGACUGGGCAUGCUCGGGCUUCGUCUCAACCCCGAUUGA
This is a messenger RNA of Pyricularia pennisetigena, 2064 nucleotides long. RefSeq lists its product as uncharacterized. Lineage: Eukaryota; Fungi; Ascomycota; Sordariomycetes; Magnaporthales; Pyriculariaceae. Gene Ontology annotation, molecular function: serine-type endopeptidase activity; tripeptidyl-peptidase activity. The record is from RefSeq and is a predicted model, not a curated record. Gene Ontology annotation, cellular component: cell wall; cytosol; membrane. The coding region runs from base 1 to 2064 and encodes 687 amino acids. The transcript is spliced from 3 exons. Gene Ontology annotation, biological process: proteolysis.